This is a messenger RNA of Ceratina calcarata, 8679 nucleotides long. RefSeq names its product RNA binding motif single stranded interacting protein alan shepard (gene shep). Gene Ontology annotation, cellular component: ribonucleoprotein complex; nucleus. The transcript has 11 exons. NCBI's taxonomy places the organism in Eukaryota, Metazoa, Arthropoda, Insecta, Hymenoptera, Apidae. The coding region runs from base 1681 to 3345 and encodes 554 amino acids. Gene Ontology annotation, molecular function: mRNA binding. The record is from RefSeq and is a predicted model, not a curated record.
CGAUUCCGUCCUCGUCCUGCGUAUCACGAUAACAUUCGUUGCCUCUUCGUCACGCUCGACGGGCUCGUAAGAUAUUAGCCGUGUAACCGUGGUAGGGUGAGCGUGUGUUGAGUGGCGGUUGUGCAGACAGGUGCGGCCGCCGGAGCCCCAUCGUCGGUGGUGCUGGUAGCAGCGACUCCAAGCGGCGACUCUCGUUAGUUUCGGGCAAGAUGGGCGAACCUCGCCGGGCAGUAGCUUAGACUCUACCUACAAGACAACACAUACACUAAAUGUUUCCUAAUCACAAGUAACAAUUAAUUGUACAUUUAUUUUAUUUAAGGGAACACAAACUCUAUUUUUGUAACAUGCUGUAUUAGUAGUGCUCCGUGGAGAUUUGUACGAUAGUAGAAAAAGUGUGCGAGGCCACGCGCGAUAUAACGGGCGACGAAAGAAGACGACGAAUAGAACGAAAAAGAUACGAGGAGGAAAUUUUCGCGACUAGUUGGAAGACCUAAGUGUGAAACAAGAGAGAAAAACGAAGGGGAGCAGAAUCGGUGGAUACGGUGAUCUCGGGGAUAAAACAAAGCGGAACGAAGAAGACGAGAAGACAGCGACCGAUACGACGAGGACAACGACAAAGGGGACAAUCCCGACGAAGACGGCAACGAGGUGGAUAAGGACGAUUGUACCGCAACGGUGGCCGCCACUGAGGCUGAAAACGACAGCGAAGUAGGUGAUAAUCUCGCGUAGUCGCAUCAGCUCAGUGCUGCAUAGCCCCUAGCAUCUGAUAUAUAUUCUCUCACUCGGUGUGGUGCGUGUUUUAAUAACGAGUUACGACGUGGAGAAGUGUUCGACUGAUAGUAGCAGUGAAGUGUAUAGCCGACACACCCUCUUGACACUCGACAUCCGUCUCAUAUCGCCAUCGGUUCAGCUCUCUACUCCCUUCUUUCCUCAUCUUUCCUUCGCUCCUUCUCGCUCUCUCCUUCGGUACAUUUACGGAGUACAUACCGCGUGUACGGUUCGGUCACUGCACAGAAAGCCGCACACACCACGUCGCUCUCUCUCUUUCUCAUUUUCUCCUCUGCUCUUCCUCUCGUCUCAACCCCUCGUGUCUCUUUUUCUCUUUCUCCUUCUCCCGCUCUGUCCAGAUUGUCCAACCGUCUUCUCCUUCUUUCAUUCUUGCAAAGUGAUUUAUCGUUGCGCUUGUCGCAUCGGGUUUCGUCGGUGUUAAAACCAUACCGACCGGCUAUCGUGUCCCUUUUGCGUCCAUAACCAUACGUACCGUGUACCGUACGCCUCGUCCUAGCUGUAUCCCCCCCCUCCGGACGAACCCCCCUCGGUUUUACCGAACCGUUUCACCCACGGCUAUCCAUCCUCUCUCUUUCUUCCUCGCUCUUUUUCUGCCUCUGCCGCCACCCCGGUUGUAUCGGCCGAUCGGUGAGUGCAAAUUCGUUCGUGACCGUGCUUGUGUGUGGGUUCUUCUCUUCUGCAUCUAACCAGUGUCGGGAGAUAACGAAAACGCGGGUGACGCCGAUCUCUUGGCAACACCAAAGACCAGAAACCGGCGGCGACGUAUACAGCCACGAAUAAGAGAAGAAGCAGAGAGAGGGAGAGAGAGAGACGUGCCAUUGCUCGUAGUAAUACAGGACCGACGACACGGUAUCGUUUCGAGCAGGCGCCACGAGCGAUAACACUACAAACAUGUCCGUGAGAAUGGAAAACGUAGCCGCGCCAAGGAAACUCAACUAUAAAAUGAUGGGUACGAACGGCCCGAGACCGGCGUACGUGGGUGCUAACAAUGGUAACGCCGGUGGCGCCGGGAGCGGCGGUGGCGGUGGCGGCGGCGGAGGUGGUGGUGGCGGCGCUACGGGUGGCGUUGGCGUUGGUCCAACAAGCGGCGGCGGCGGUGGAGGCGGAGGCGGUGGCGGCGGUGGAGGUGGCCACGGACUGAAGGGAAAUGCCGGCGGCGGGCCACGAGGCGGGAACCCGGUGCAGUAUCGUGCGAGCGGUGCCGCGGCUUGGGGUGCAGCGCCGCCCUCUCACGCGGCUGCGGCUGCGGCCGCUGCGGCGGCUGCUUAUCCGCCGUACACGCGGUAUCCAAGCGCGGCGGCUGCAGCUGCGGCCGGCCAGAUGCCCGUCGGAGCACAACAACUACCGCCUACGGCGAAUCCUUAUGCCACCGCCACCUACGCACAACACGCGUCGUAUGGUGGACAACGGGUGCCUACAGCCUCCUCGCCAGCUAAUACUAACAGUAGUUCCAGCAGUGCUACCGGCAGUCGCAGCGGGACAAUGAGCACAAGUCUUAGCAAUAAUGCUAUACAAGGACAACAAGCAGAACAACUGUCAAAAACAAAUUUGUAUAUCCGUGGCCUCAACCAAAAUACAACUGACAAGGACCUCGUUAAUAUGUGUUCUCAAUAUGGAACUAUUACUUCUACAAAGGCAAUCUUGGAUAAAAAUACGAAUAAGUGUAAAGGUUAUGGAUUUGUAGACUUUGAGUCACCAGUGGCGGCAGAGGGUGCUGUGAAAGCACUGGUCGCCAAGGGCAUCCAAGCGCAGAUGGCGAAAGUGGGUAUCUGGUUGCUCCCUAGACUGCCCAGUGUACGUUGGUUGUGCAUGCAACAACAGGAGCAAGACCCCACCAAUUUGUAUAUUGCAAACCUGCCGCUGAAUUUCAAAGAGAAUGAUGUUGAGGGUUUACUCGCUCAGUACGGGCAAGUCAUUUCAACGCGUAUAUUACGUGAUACUGCUGGACAAAGCAAAGGUGUUGGAUUUGCAAGAAUGGAAUCCAAAGAAAAAUGUGAACAGAUUAUUCAGAUGUUCAAUGGGAAAGCAUUGCAGGGGGCUAAAGAUCCUCUGCUAGUGAAGUUUGCCGAUGGCGGUAAUAAGAAGAAAUCAUUAUACAAGAGUACAAUAUGGAGAGAAACCGGAGAGAACAUGACUUUGAAUUACGACACAAGUGGUGUUGGACAAAAUGGGGUAGCAACCACUCACAUGCUGCCUGCAGCUACUUUAACACAGUAUAGUCGUCAUUACGGGCAAGCUUUACCUGGGUAUGGUGUACCCGGAACGCCUUGGGUGACUCCUUACUUGGUGCAGCCUGCCCCACCACACAUGCAACAGAUGAUGCCAUCAGCUGAUCCUAGUAAUCCGCAAUACAGUAUGAUUCCUCAGCUAACAACACAAAUGUCUACAUUACAUCUUGGCACUGGUUCCUACAUAGCAGCAAGCCCGCAUCCCUAUCCUUACACUUAUCCUCCUAGCAUUAUUCAUACCAUGCCAUUGGGUGAUUCUGAACAAACGAGUAAUGCGGCGUCUCCUGAUGACUCCUACCAACAAUACCAAGCUCAGCAGCCCAAGUAGGCUAUGGUUUUUAGAUACGAUUGCACCGAGGGUUACGUAAGUUAAGAGAGCCACCUGUUGAUACGAAGGAUUAUAUUAAUGAAGAAUAGAUGAGACUAAAUACAUUACAUAAAGUCAGAUAAGAUUCUUCCUCAUGAUAAUUGACUUGCCAGCCAUCUUUUAUACAUUUUAUCCAUCAGAUAAAUAGGUGAAAGUAGUUAAUAUUUUCCAACGAUUUAGAGAAUGAAUGUUGUCAUAAAAAAGAGCGGGGUUACGAGUGCUCGUGUCGCAUCUAAAUUGUUCGGGGCACUGGCACGGCUCCAUACGCUGUAAGGCCAACACAUCAUUUACGACAGUGACAAAAAAACACACGUAAAAGAAAACUGAUAUUUCUGCGACAGACAGUUUAGUGUCAAGCUGAUAGGCUUCCAGGAUUAACUUUAGGUAUUACAUUUACUAAGAAGAAGAGAGAGACGAUAAGUCGGAGCUGAAUGCUUGAGAGUGUGAAUAAAAUAUUUUAACAAAGAAUAAAAAAAAAACAAACCUGUAAACUAUAAAAGAAACGCUGCUCAGAAAUAUACAAAGAAGAUUUCUUCCCAAGAAAUAAAUAAUAAUAAUAAUAUACAGAGGAACUUCCAAACGCUAGAGUCGAUAAAGAAAAAGAAAUUACACAUUCGGAUUCAGUUAGAUCGUGAUAUCAGUAUGAUGAACCGGACUUUUUGUGCCAGCUGGCUGGCCGGUGGCUGGGCUGCGAAGAGAAGAGGCCCCCUCCCCCUCCCCCCGCGGAUCAAUGUUUCUUUUCUCCUGGGAACGAAAAAAAUAUCUCUUCCUCGACAGCGCACACCAACCACCCCCAUCCAUCUACUUGCACUCUCAUCACACAUUAUUUGCUUUUUCGUUUUCUUCUGGUUUGCGUUCAGACAUUCCAACCCAGGCACAUAUGUCGUAUGCAUGUAUUUGCCACGCGGAGAUUUUUAUCUACUUUUACAAAGUACAGUUUUUCGCGUUCUCUUAAAAGAAAAUAAAAAUAAUAAUCACGGACGAAUAUAUUUUAUGGACAAGAGAAAAAAAGAAGCGAAGAUUUUAAGAGAGAGAGAGGGAGAGAGCGAGAAAGAGAGAUGAAGCUUUAUUUCUAAAAGGAAAAAAAACUUCAGGAUAUAUGUGUAAUUAUUGUAACGAGAUGGAAAGGAAACAUAGUACUUUUUAGAAGAUUUAUAUUUAUGAGUACAGUUACUACGAAUCGAUAUCAGUUUUAAUUGUACAGUGAAUACAGAUAUUUUUUUUAGAAUUGUGCCUUUUCAGACAGAUCCGCUUAGACAGGGAUAUGCUGGAAAAAUAUUAUAAUAUAUUUUUACGUCGGUAUGUAAAUGCGAAACUCGAGCCAAAUUUUCAUCUUCUAGUUAAGAGAAUAUAAUUGUUUUUACGUUGUAGCCAGUUAAAUGUCACUGCGUUCGUUUUUUGGUUACGGUUUCGAAUAGAUUUUGUAUGUGUAUAGUUGCCACUAACGGGAUUGACGGGCCCCGAGAACAUCUUAUUAUACGGUCCAUGCAGAGUCUAGGAACAAAACAAAAAAUAAAUCAGAAAUCAAACGGCGGAUCAUCGUAAACCGAGAGCCACAACCGCCAGAGAAAAAAGAUGAAAGAGAGCGAGAGAGAGAGAGACAGAGUAGGCUUGUUACAGCGGGAUACGAUAGAUAGAGUGUAAAUUAAUUUAUUAUAUCGAUCGAACGAGAAUAAAAUCGUGUUACAAAAUGAAAAUGAAGGGAGAUAGUGGGACUGGAGAAGAACGUUGGGCGAGAGGAUCGAACGCGAGGAAACAAAAAGAGAAAAACACGGAACUUCUAUCUACGGGAUACGGGCUAAGGUAUCUCGGAGUUGAGAGAAACGAAAAACCAGCCUCCUCUCCUGCGUUCCUCUAAGCUCGUUUUUUUACAUCCGACACAGUUUUCACGUUUGUCUGACUUAGAGAUCGAGUCGAAGAACAUUUAGCAGAAAGCUUUCUACCAAAUAUUGCGAGCUCCGGGCUCGAAGCGGCGGGCAGGUAGUUAGAUAGAGUUAGAGGCGAUCGUAGCUAUUAUUAUAAUAUUACAAUAAUAUGCUGUAUUAUUAUAAUUAACGAUUACUAUUAUUGACGUCAUCUAAAGUAUGAAAGAUUUUUACACUGUUGAGACUUGAAGUAAAUAAUAUAUUUAGUUUAUUUUGGUACAUCACGAUUUGAUGACAGGAGAUAAAAGAUGAAAAAAGUGGUAUGAGCUAUUUUUUAAGAGACCGAUUAUUACUCGAUUUGAGUCCACGCAUUAAAGGAGAUUAAAAGGGAAUAAGAAUAAAAAAAGAGAGGGAGAGAGAACGAGAGAACGAAAGAAAGAGGCGGAAGGGAGAACCUAUUUGCGAGCAUGUAAAUUGUUUGCACAAGCGAUAGUGUCACCACGACUGACAACAAAAAUCACAUGUGAUUAAAAAAAUAGUGAAUUUUGAAGAAUUUUACUAAUAGACUUGUACUAAAUAACUAAUUAAUUAUUGUGACGACCAAAACAAAAAAGAGCAGCAUUUUUCUAAUGCUGGACGAAACGGAAGAACGACGGUUCAGCCGAUAAAUGAAAGGGAAGAGGCGUAAAGAAAAUACGGAGGCCGCACUGGCAGAAAGGAGUUAAGGAGAGAGAGAGUGAAGAAAAUUGGAAUGCAAGGGAUGAACGAGCGAAAGAAAAAUGCGAAAAGGUAGAAGGCGAAUGCAAGGUGCGUACGAUAAUAAUUAAAGAAGAACGUGUGCGAGGAGAGUUGAACGAAAUAUUAGGGUAGAAUUGAAUGACGCAUGGGAUACGAGGUGGAGGAAGAAACGGGGAGUGAAAGUGAGAAAAAACCGAGUACGAAUGCGUCGUAAAACCUACUGUAUAAAUCAAUGCGAGGUAAACAAGGAAAAGGAGGACACUGCGUAGUUAGUGUUGACUAUGAAUACAUAGGCUAGGCACCAUUUUGGAUAGGAAAAGAUCGAUUAAGUAAUUAAUAAGUAAGUCUAUAGUUAGAUAAUUAGAUGAUAGUUAGGAUAUAUAUAUAAAUAUAUAUAAUUAUAUACAACUGCCUCUCCUUGGAAAAAAAAGAUUAAAAAAAAGUAAGAAAACUCAUUAUAGGCGAGGCACCGUUCAGCCUAUGCACUCCGCACCCGUCAAGACUGACUGGCUAUUCAUAUUAAAAUAAUGAUAAAUAUAUAUUAUUCUACAACAUAUUAUCUACUGUAAUAUAAAUAGUAAGGACUGCUUGCUGCGCACCGCGGGUCGGGUGCUUGGGCUGACCGGGCGUGAUUUACGAGAAAUAAAUAAAUGAAAACCAAUCUCUUCUUUGGAACGUAACAGUUUCCAAGCAACGCCGCUUUCCGUAAAACGAAAAAAAAACAAGCUUUCUCUAGAAUCUUUAGCGUAGCCUCUUUUUAGAUUAGAUCACAAUUAGUAGUCCGUAGGCUUAUGAUGUAGAAAGAUGAGAGAAUAAAAAGGAAAAAAACGUAGGGUGUUUUUAAGUAACGAAACAAAAAAAGUAACGUAAUGUUAGUCGAACGUCGGCUUAAGCGAAAGAAUUAAUAAGAUAAUUGCGAGUGCGAGUUGAAUUUUGAUAACGACGAUGAUAAUAAUGAAGGUGGAGAUGAUCAUGAUGAUGCCCGGAAUAAGUGACGCGCGUCAUCGUUACUUUAAAUUGUACAGUCCUUAGGUUUUUCACCGAGGUUUUAAGUCAUUGUUUUACAUUGUUAAGCGAGAUAGGUUCUUUAACUAUAAAAGAGAGAGAGAGAGAGAGAGAGAGAAAGAUAGAGAGAUGAACAUAUUUUUUUCCGCUUUCUUGUGCUCCUUUUUCGAAACUUCGACUCUCUUCUUGUACCUCCUUCCUAAUCCGUUUUUCCGCAAGUUUUACUUCCUGCUUCCCAAUUUCAUUCUUGCUGCCAUCAUCGUACUCUUCGAAUAAAACUUCGAGACGACACGCUGAUCGCGUGUAGUUCUCCGGGAGUAAUUACCGUUACUGCUUAAUUUUUGUUUUGUUUCUUCUCUUCACGAUGCAAUUAAUUGUUACGCGGUGUGCGACCAAUACACGUGAAAAUGGGAACUUCAUUCAGGUUCAGAAAGAAGAAGGGUGUAACAGAAACUGUGAAAAGGGGGAAGAAAUUACGUCGAGGCAUUAAAGUUAGGCAAACGAUGAUUAAAGGCUGAAAGAAGAAGAGAAGGUAUAUAGAGGAGAAAAAGCCGAACAUGCUUCGGUUGUUUGGAUACUUUUAAGAUGGCGAGGCAUAGUGUGUAAUGAAAUUUUUUAGAUUAAGGCAAGUGUGUCAUAGGUAGUUAAGAAAAAAUAGGGACUCUUAGAAGUCGAUAGGUGCUGCAACAAAAAAAAAUGAGGAUGAUAAUGACGAUGAUGAUGAUAUGAUGAAAAAAGUAACAGCAACAAAGUUUAAAACAACGGUCAGACUUAGAUUUUUCAUGAAGCUCGAAUAAGAACACAGGGCAUACGCCACUAAAAGUGCCCUUAGUUUAUUUUGGAUCGUUUAAAAACGCUAGUCUUUGUGUGAGAUAAUGUGGGGGUGAUAGAUAGGGUCUUCUAAAAAAAAGAAAAAAAUACGAAAAAAAGGAGAGGAAAAACAAACAGUAAACAAAAAGGGAGAGAGAGACGAAGCACGAAUGAGAAUGAGAGGAAGAGAACGUGAGAUAUAAAUAGUGAACAAAACAAAAAAGCAUAAAGUGAACGAGAGGAAGAGCGCAAGAGAGAGAGAGAACGACAAGUGCGAGAGAUGAGUAUGUGGUGUGUAGGUUGUAUGCAUAAUCUAAUAAUGCGUACUUCAAAAAAAAGAAACAUCUGCCUAUUACACGACACAGACUGCAGAAACACACUGUUACUGUAAAUUGCACACUGCGUGUGCACGCUCUGAAACGUCACACACUUCUUACACUUUGUAUGGGGAGCGUGCACCGAACAGUUUUUAGAGUUACUUAUAAGUAUGGUUUGGUAUAUUCAAAGUGAAAAUCAAAUUCUUAAUUAUUAUCGUCCCUUAUUUUUGAUCAAUAAACGAUCUGUUUUGGGGAUUUAUUCGAAUCACUUUUUUUCUUUUUUCCUUUCCUCAGUUUUCGCUUAUUAUACUUAGCCAGGAUAUAUGAGUGUGAAAAUGAGAAUGAGAGAGUGAAUCCCCACAAAUUCUAAUUACGAUUCUUUCUUCUCGCAUGUGGUUUCAAGUAUUUGUCUUACUCAUUGCAUUUCGUUACACAGGUUUUAUUUAAUUAUUCGUUUUCUCUUCUUAAUUUCUUGGAUUGAAGGUGUGAACGAAUAUCUUUACGGAACGAACAAACGAAAUGUAAAGCCUGUAAAAUAAACUUACUCUCGUACAAAAUCA